Molecule: messenger RNA, 1643 nt
Organism: Mytilinidion resinicola
Lineage: Eukaryota; Fungi; Ascomycota; Dothideomycetes; Mytilinidiales; Mytilinidiaceae
Product: membrane transporter
Exons: 6
Coding region: 1-1326 (441 amino acids)
Biological process (GO): transmembrane transport
Molecular function (GO): transmembrane transporter activity
Source: RefSeq, a predicted model, not a curated record
AUGUCGCAUAAUGAGCGUUCUCCGCUUCUAGAAAAUAAUGAGGAGGAAGGUAUUGAUGAGCAUCAUCUUCUUGAGCUCUCUCAAGAUGAUCCAGAAAAUCCUUGGGCGUGGCCGAGACCUAAGAAGCUACUCAACGUAGCAAUCAUUGCUCUCAUGGCUAUUUUAAGUCCUCUAGCAAGCGCAAUGUUUACGCCAGGCAUCUCUGAGAUCGCAGACGAGUUUGACCCCCCCGAAACCGCUAUCAUUGCGGCAACGACCGGGUUCCUAGUGAUGCUAGGCCUAGGGCCUCUCAUACUGGCGCCUUUGUCUGAGACCUUCGGUCGAAGGCGACUAUAUCUUGUGUGCUUCACGAUAUUCUCACUCCUCCAAAUACCGACCGCUUUAGCUCCGAACAUUGCCUCCCUCAUCGCCCUCCGUACAGUUUCAGGAUUAUUCCGGGCCGUAGGGAUUGCUAAUGGCGGUGGUACUAUAAGUGAUAUGUUUGUGCCGCAAGAAAGAGCUGGAGUGUUUGGCCCGCUCUUCGGGGGUAUAACCGUUAUGAGACUGGGAUGGCGCUGGGUUUUCUGGAUCCUUGCCAUAGUCUGUAGCGUCAAUACUCUGGUGGGCAUUUUCUUCCUGCGAGAAACGUACGCACCAACUAUUCUUGCCGUUCGGAAAACCGAGCUCGAGACCGAAUCGAAGGACGCACAGUACCGUUGUGAGGGUGAAGACUCUCGGCCUUUACGAGGGAAGCUUGCGCGAUCCUGUCUUCGCCCUGUUCGCAUUUUCGUCCAGCUUAUCGUGGCAACCAUGGGUAUCUACCAAGCUCUGAUAUUUGCAACGACUUAUAGCAUCUACACGAAUAUGCAAGAUAUUUACUCGGGAUCGUCGAUUGACACAGUGUACAAGAGGCUUACUCGAGAAAAUGACGAUAAAGCGAGGCCAGAGUUUCGACUUCCACUAGCCAAUAUCGGUGCCGUUCUCAUUCCCGUAUCCCUCUUUGGGUUUGCUUGGACCGUCGAGGAGCGACACCUAGUCCAUUGGUUUGCUUCCAUCUCGAGCACAUUCUUUUACGGAAUCGGGCAAGUAAUGAUCCUCAACACGACGCAAAAUUACUACAUCGAUUCCUUCGAGAAAUACGCCGCUUCAGCUAUUGCCGCUGGCACAGUUGUAAAGUCAAUCACUGGCGGUGUUGUCCCGCUCUUUAUGCCGGCUCUGUUCGAAAAGCACGGCUACGGAUGGGGCAUCUCGGCGUUCGCGUUCGUUAGCCUCGUCCUGGCACCAGCUCCGUUGACUUUCUACGCUUUCGGGGCCCGAUUGAGAGAAAAGUUCUCUAUUGAGCUCUGAACUAUCUACUCGACAAACGUGAUGUACUAGUUCAAGGGUCUGGGCACAUAGAAGCCACGGCUUGGGUGCGCUUUCGCUGCUUGGAACCGCCAUCAAGAGUCGCCCUGUUAGGCAGCCAAAACUAGCUCAACCCAUACGCAUCAAGCUUUACAUCCUGUCCUGAUAUUUCAGACUCCGUAGGUGCACCUCAAGCAGUGAUGACAGAAUGUGUGCAGACAUUUGGUAGCGCACUGUGGCACAGUGUCGUAGGCAACGACUUCAAAAGCUCAGUAGCAUUGCGGUACUUCUGCGGGGUAUUGGACGAUGGUCAAAACGAU